CCCGGACAUGGCGCGGGCGGGUCCGGCGCUCCCGCGGUACCUGCUGCUGCUGGCACAGGAGCAUCUUGAGUUCCGCCUGCCGGUGUUUGUGACCCCGUGUAAGGCAGGAAGGUAUGGAUAUCUUCAUUUUCUGGAGGAAGACUUGAGGAGGAGCAAGGAUGGAGCUUCUUUGAAGCCUUAGCACCUGGCUCUUGAAUCAGAAGAAGACAGAGGACUCCAAGGCCUUGGCAAGCGUCCUGGUCACCAGCCUCCCUCCUCCACACCGCAUCAGUGGCACUGAGGACUUUUUGAUUCUGAGCGUUGGUUUGCACGCAGUCAGAAGGUUUUGUGCCACGCUGCCCAAGGCAGGGUCAGAGAGUAGAAUCACUUCUGCAGUGGGACUGCAGCGUGUCUGUUGUGGGAGCCCACAAGUCCUGUCUCAUGUGCUGCAGGUUGCUUGUUAUUGGCACAUUUAUGCCAACUGGUUGCAAAAUUUGGGGUGCAGAGUUUUUUUCCUGUCACUAAGUUUAUUUCAAUAAGUAAUAGUCCCACGGAUCAAACGGAAAUGAAUUCGGCUGCAGCAUGUCAUUUCUAGCAAAGGGGCUGCAUGAAGAGUGUCCUCAAUGUUUACCUCUCAUCUCGGUUCAAAAGUCUUUUUAGAAAUAACAUCUUUGCUCUCGCUGUAUGGUGGACAGUUCAGUGGUGAGCAGGAAAUUCGCAUAAAUUCUCCAUUUUGGAUUCUCAAUAUUCCUUCUGAAGAGAUGGCAAGAGGACUAAUGAAACGAACAGUAUGUGCAAAGUCUGUUUUUGAACUCUGGGGUCAUGGAAGAUCUGCAGGGGAGCUCUAUGCAUCUUUGAAGAACUAUCCAAUGGACAAGAUGCUUCCAUAUCUACAGUCAGACUCGACCUACAAAGUACACAUCCAUACGUUUAAUAAAACACUAACUCAAGCACAGAAAAUUAAAAAGAUAGAUGCUCUUGAAUUUCUGCCAUUCCAAGGAAAAGUAAAUUUAAAGAAUCCAGAACACAUCUUCUGGAUUUUGGAAGAUUACGGAAUGGAUCCAAAUAAUGUUCCAGAAGAGCCCUUUCAUCUGUAUUUUGGUAGAUGGAUUGCAGAUGGCCAAAGAGAACUUAUUGAGUCUUACAGUGUAAAAAAGAGACACUUUAUUGGAAAUACUAGCAUGGAUGCCUGCCUCUCUUUCAUUAUGGCAAACCAUGGGAGAGUAAAACCCAAUGAUGUAGUAUAUGACCCAUUUGUUGGAACAGGUGGCCUUCUAAUCUCCUCAGCUCACUUUGGAGCAUAUGUGUGUGGUACUGAUAUAGAUUACAACACAAUCCAUGGAUUAGGCAAGGCAAGCAGAAAGAACCAGAAAUGGAGAGGGCCAGAUGAAAACAUCAGAGCUAAUCUCCGACAGUAUGGUUUAGAGAAAUAUUAUCUUGAUGCACUAGUUUCUGAUUCCUCGAGACCAAUAUGGCGAAAAGGGAUGCUGUUUGAUGCAAUCAUUACAGAUCCACCUUAUGGUAUCAGAGAAGCUACUCGCAGAACAGGUUCACAAAAGGAGACAGUUAAGUCAGCCGAAAAAAGCACAGAAAGUAACACCUUCGUUUCAUCCAAUUAUCAUCUAAGUGACAUCUUUUUUGACCUUUUGAAGUUUGCAGCAGAGCAUCUGGUGAUCGGAGGAAGAUUAGUUUACUGGCUGCCGAUAUACAGGCCUGAAUAUACAGAAGAGAUAAUUCCCCGCCACCCGUGCCUGAAACGUAUUAGCAACUGUGAGCAGAUGCUUUCCAGCCACACAUCAAGGCGCCUGAUAACCAUGGAAAAGGUGAAAGAAUUCAAGAAACUAAUUUCUGUAUUUUCCUUUACAAAAGUCUUUGUGUGUAGUACCUGUGCUCUCAAUCACUCAUGCAGGAUUCUGGUGAUGUUAUCUGAUACAUUUCCAGCGAUGCAAUGCUGUCAAAACUUCAAAUGUCUGAUACCAACAACUUGCAUUAUGUUGCCAUACAUGGUAGAAUACUGAAAAUUUGAAUAAGUACAUUAAAAAAAAACCUAAGCAAAACCACCAACAAAAAAACAUUGUCUGCUUACGCCUUGUAUUUGAUCAACGUCAAAUGAGAAUCCGUUGCAUAUGGUUUUUCAUUUCUGUUAAAUGUUAGGACUUUGCAGUAGGAUGUGUAUGUUCUUGUUAAUCCUAAUGGAAACCUUAGCAUUCUAUUUUUGAAAUUCUUUCAUCAAUCUAGUGACUUAAAUGUUUGGCACUGAAUUGUAAAAAAACCCGACAGCUUUACUCUUGCUGGUAAGUGUUUUGAAAAAGUCUGGAGGAAAACUAAUGGCAAUACAUGCUGAACAUAAU
Messenger RNA from Colius striatus (speckled mousebird), 2330 nucleotides. It is a transcript of the gene TRMT11, whose product is annotated as tRNA methyltransferase 11 homolog. Gene Ontology annotation, molecular function: nucleic acid binding. The record is from RefSeq and is a predicted model, not a curated record. The coding region runs from base 603 to 1997 and encodes 464 amino acids. Gene Ontology annotation, cellular component: cytoplasm. Gene Ontology annotation, biological process: methylation. The transcript has 15 exons. Lineage: Eukaryota; Metazoa; Chordata; Aves; Coliiformes; Coliidae.